CGCGACGGUACGUCUCGGUCCGACGCCCUCGAUAGACGCCAGCGACUACGCUAUCGUCGAGCCCGUUCGCGUUUUGUGAGGUUAGAAUCGCGAAAAGUGGCGCAAUUGAAACUUUCUGGCGUUUCGGAGAUGCGUCUGGGGAGUAAUUGAGGUGAUCGAGGAACAUGCUGUGGGGGUUCGUUUAUGCUUUUUUGUUGCUGUUUCUGAGAAAUGAAGUCCUUUGUCUGAAUGACGUCGUCCUAGAAAUGGAUCCAGCCAUCGUGGAUAAAGGUGGAACGAGCAAGCUGAGAUGCAGCUACGAUCUACAGGGUGCACCUCUUUACACGGUCAAAUGGUACAGGGGGAACCACGAGUUCUAUCGGUAUACUCCGAAGGAACAUCCCAGCACUAAAACUUUUACGCUUCCUGGCGUAAAUGUUGAUCUGCAGCAAUCGAACGAACACCAGGUGGUAUUACAGGACGUAGGAUUCAAUCUGUCGGGAAAGUUCAGUUGCGAAGUGACCACAGAUGCUCCCCUGUUUUCAACCAAAACCGUAUCGAAGGAGAUGCUGGUCGUUGUGUUGCCGAGCGAUUCGCCGAAUAUUAUCACGGAUAAAAGUUUUUACGAUAUUGGUGAUGUAUUGAGAGCAAAUUGCAGUUCGCCCCCUUCGAGACCUGCCGCUACCCUCACCUUCAUCUUAAAUAAUAUCGUGGUAUGCGCCAAAUGCAACACAAUAAAAACCCCCGUGGCAGAUCUAUUUUCUGUCGAUUUGAGUCUCGAUCUACCCUUAUUCGAGUCCCACUUCCACGGUGGUCUACUGACGCUUAAAUGCGUCUCCAGAAUAGGGGAUCUGUAUCAGCAGGACAGCCAAAUAACUUUCAGCAAUGCCAGAGACCCCGUCCCAGCCAAAGUGACAGCAAAUAACCACAGUACAGCCAAUGGAACAAGAAACAUCCGUUUCCUGAUGCUCUUGAUUUAUUUGGCAUGUGUAUUUUAAAAAAAUGUGAUUUAUUAAUAAUUCCAAAAUGUAUAUUCGGUGAAAUGAAGUAAUAUACUUGUGAUGAUCGAUUUGCUGCAAAUAUAAAAUUAGAUAUGAAUACAAUGUUUGUAAUGUUUCAUUCGGACAUUCCAGAAGAUGUGUAAUGAAUUAAUCAUAGAUUAUAUUAUUAUGGAUUUUAAAUAAACGUGAUAAA
Molecule: messenger RNA, 1173 nt
Organism: Phaedon cochleariae (mustard beetle)
Lineage: Eukaryota; Metazoa; Arthropoda; Insecta; Coleoptera; Chrysomelidae
Source: the annotation of a GenBank genome assembly